Molecule: messenger RNA, 2215 nt
Organism: Fukomys damarensis (Damara mole-rat)
Lineage: Eukaryota; Metazoa; Chordata; Mammalia; Rodentia; Bathyergidae
Gene: Ranbp3l
Product: RAN binding protein 3 like
Exons: 15
Coding region: 582-2042 (486 amino acids)
Biological process (GO): protein export from nucleus
Cellular component (GO): cytoplasm; nuclear pore
Molecular function (GO): GTPase activator activity
Source: RefSeq, a predicted model, not a curated record
GUGCCAUUUCUUGCCUGCCUCUUUAUGCUAAUCACCCUAGUUCACUCUGCUCCUCCUCCUUCCUGCCUCCCUUAAAGACUAUAUGUGUCCAGCUGUCACAGAGAGUAACUCAAACCAGGCGAAGAGCAGAAAUCAUUUGAUUUAUCCCCACAGCAUUUAUUUUCCUUUGUGUAUGUAUCACUGUAACAGUCCUCUCUAAAUACUAGAGGAAUUGGAUUUCGUAUCAGUGGAAGGCAGUGCAUUGACAUAACCGUAAUUUGUUAGAAAUAGUUGCUUUUGGGGAUCUUACAUGAUAAGAGGAGACAGUUUCAGUUUGCUUUGAAAUGAAAGAACUAAAUAUGGUUUUUGCCUCAUGAAUUGGCAUCUUUUUCUGUAGGGGAGGUAACAUUGGUAAAUAUUUAUUUCAGGAAUUAUGUCUAGGAAAAAGUUGGAAGUUUACUAGAGUAGUAAAUGUUUUACAUGCAUAGCAGAAACUGUGUGUGAGUAUGUGGUUCUGCAUAUCUUCUGAGAACCAUUUUAGGUGACUGGCUGAGGGAAGGAAAUGCUUGUAAUCCUCAAGCCACUGCCAGGCUGCUAGUACCAUGUCUGCUACUCAAAGGAAAGGCAGCAGCCACCUGUUCACCAGUCUGCACAUGUGUCACCUGAAGCUGCAAGAGAACCAGCAACAGCAAGAAAAAUCUGUCAUUGCUCAGCCAACAUUUAUUUUUGAAAAGGGAGAACAAACUUUUAAGAGACCUGUGGAAGAUAUCCUUCACGAAGCAGAACAUGAAUGUAAUGGUUUCUCAAGAAAACGUGUGCGAUCUUCAUCUUUUACUCUUCAUCAUACAGAUUCUGGGUUCCGCCGAGUGUCAGCCUUGUCUCAGAAGCGCCUGAGAUCCUCGUCCUUCACUGACCUCCCAACCUUUCCCCCUUCUGGGCCAGUAAAAAAAACCAAUGUUUUUAUGACAUCAACUCUCAUACAGAAGAAUGUUGAUAUGAACAGUGCAGAACAAGGUCCCAUUAAACACUCUGAAUGUGUUCUAAGACCUGCUGUUUUGCAGCCACCUCAAGCUCAAAGCUGUGAAAAUGUAAGAAAAACAUUUUGGCACAAUGCAUCAGAAUCCUGCAAGAUUAAAGAAAAAACAAAUCAUACGAUUUCUGUGGCCAACUGCAAUUUAUUAAGUGAAACUUUACCGACUUCCAGAAUCUCAGUCCAACAUUUUUUAGGUGCAACUUUACUAGGAUGUCAACCAAAUGAGGAUAAGUGUUCCAGUAAAAGUUGUAGUUCUGACUUUGUUUUUGGAGAAAACAUGGUAGAAAGAGUUUUGGGCCCUGCAAAAGUAACCCAGCCUCAACCUGAAAAUGAUACAGAUGUCAAGGAAACAACAUUUAAAUCCAUUCUGAAAUUUCCUAUCAACUCUCCAAAUUCAAGAACAGAGUCUAUUAAAAGUGCAUCUCUAAUUGAAUCAGCUGCUGCUUUCUCUUCCCAACCAUUACAAAAAUGCUUGCUGGAGAAAAUUGAUGUUAUAACAGGAGAAGAAGCGGAACACAAUGUGUUAAAGAUCAACUGCAAGCUUUUUAUAUUCAACAAAGCAACACAAUCCUGGAUUGAAAGGGGCAGAGGAACUUUGAGACUGAAUGACACAGCAAGCAGUGACUGUGGGACAUUACAGUCAAGACUAAUUAUGCGCAAUCAAGGCAGUCUGAGGCUGAUCCUCAAUAGCAAACUAUGGGCUCAAAUGAAGAUCCAAAGAGUAAACCACAAAAAUUUACGAAUAACAGCUACCGAUUUAGAAGACUAUUGCAUCAAAGUAUUCUUAAUUCAGGCUGGUCCCAAAGAUGCAAGAUAUCUUUAUGCAGCAAUACAUCACCGUCUUGUUGCCCUUCGAAGCUUCAGUAAUAAGCAGAAAGAUAUCAAUCAGGCUGAAAGCCAGUCAGAAACAGUCCUCCAACAACUGAACUGUGAAAGCUGUGACGAGGAUGAGGACGAUUUCAUCCAAGUCACUAAAAAUGUAUCAGAUCCUUCGAGGUGGACUCACAGACAAUCGGUUGCCUGUUCAUGAGUACGCCCUCCUAAAAACAUAAUGACAUCUACAAAAAGAUUGGUCAUCCUGAUGAAAAUACCAAAUCAUCCUAAUUUAAUGAGAAGAUACUAUUCAUUCCUUGAAGAAUUUCUAUAGAAAAGUUUAAGAAAUAUAAUUUUUUGUCAUUAAAAUUUUUUUAUGUUUUAUAUUUU